AUGUCUGACGAAAAUGAUACUCUACAGGAAGAAUUCUAUUCUGGUUCAGAUUUAGCCUUGCCUAUUUCUGCUCGAUUUUGGCUUUAUCUUAUUCCAAAUGUAUUAUCUAUUUUAUGUUCCUUUUUCGUUCUUCAUCAUCUUUUAUUUCAUCGAAAUCGUCGUCAAGCUUUGCAUAAUCAUGUAUUCAUUGUUCUUCUAUUCAUUGGUCUCCUAUUUGAACUAAUAGAUAUUCCAUUAACUCUUCAUUACUAUCGUUUUGGUGAUUCUUGGCAAUUAACGCCUAGUGUUUCUCUAUUCUGGACAUACAUUGAUUUUGCAUUGUAUACGGCACAAAUAAUUAUUUUUGCAUGGGCUACAAUUGAAAGGCAUAUAAUUACAUUUGAAUUUCAGUGGAUAUCAACAAAAAAGAAACGUUUUUUUAUCCAUUAUCUACCACUAGUUACACUUCUCAUGUAUGUCUUUAUCUAUUGUUGUUUUAUCAUUUAUUUUCCACCAUGCAAACAGUUGUAUUAUCAUUCGUAUAUCAACGGUGUUCCUAUUCCUUGUAUAAUUGAAAAGACAAUUAUCGGCAAAUUCGAUCUUAUAUGUCAUCAAAUUAUUCCAACGUUUGUUAUUGUUAUUUUUAGUAUUGCUCUUUGUUUUCGCAUUUUAUAUGAAAAAAGUCGUUUGAAUCGAUCGAUUCAAUGGCGAAAACAACGAAAAAUGGCAACUCAAUUAUUAAAUACUUCAAUGCUCUAUUUUAUCUUCAAUUUUCCAUGGACAUUAAUUGAUCUAUCCUAUGAAAUAGGUUUAUCAGUCGAUUAUAUAAUUAGAAUUAGAUCUUAUGCCUAUUAUUUCUCGUGUUACAUAAUAUUUUUAUUUCCAUUUGUUUGUUGUGGAUCAUUGUCGAAACUUCGGAAGAAAGUGAAAAAAUUUCUUUGUGGUCAACGAAACCAAAGAAUAGUUGGUCCUCAAUCCAUAGCUAUGAGACAUAUGCUAAGAACUCGAUUUGAUCAAAAUGAAUCUACUAUCCAUUAG
This is a messenger RNA of Rotaria sp. Silwood2, 1017 nucleotides long. The record is from the annotation of a GenBank genome assembly. NCBI's taxonomy places the organism in Eukaryota, Metazoa, Rotifera, Eurotatoria, Philodinida, Philodinidae.